AUGAUCAUAUCGGCUCUUCCUCUAGCACCUCCUCCUCCUUCUCUCAGACCGUCGUACCCGUUAUCAAUUUCUGAUCCUCCAUCAACGCCAGAUUCUCCUCCUCUUCGUCCUCCUUCCUCACCAGCGCCACUUACACCUUCUCCAACUCCAAUACAAUCAAAUCUCACUUCUAAACUACCUCCACCAUCACCGCCUCCAAUUUUACGACCUUCAAUUAGUUCUGGAUAUUUUGUUGGCCGUACGACAGCUCUUUUAGUGGCUCUUGUUUUGAUUAUAAAUGCGAGAAAGCUUGUCUCCAAGUUCGUUAACAACGUGGUGGUUGGUGGUAUUAGUGCUCUUUGUAUGGCUGCACUUAAUGAGUGCUUUGAUUGCAUCCAGCUAAUACUGGAUAUUGCGCAAGCACUACGCAUAAUCGCAUUACAGUGCCUUACUGACAUGUAUAUGCCUGUUUGGCUUGCAAUUUUAUCAUUUGCAGUUUCUGGGUUUACAUUCGCUUCAAAACACUUGACUGAAGAAGACAAGAAGGUUUGA
Molecule: messenger RNA, 531 nt
Organism: Papaver somniferum (opium poppy)
Lineage: Eukaryota; Viridiplantae; Streptophyta; Magnoliopsida; Ranunculales; Papaveraceae
Product: CASP-like protein 4A1
Exons: 4
Coding region: 1-531 (176 amino acids)
Source: RefSeq, a predicted model, not a curated record